AGAGAGAGAGAGAGAGAAUGAUGGGGUAGGAGGGUGAAAUUCCGAAACAAGGCAGGAAGAAUGACAGAAUUUGUAGUCUUGUAUCUGUGGAUUGUUUUCAAUGUGCUCAAAUGCAUCUAAGUGAAGAAUGUAAAUUUCAUCUGCUGGAUCCAUGAGCCAGAUGAACCUUUACACAUCUGCCCACAUUCUCCACCAAAUCCAGGUGAAGAGUGUGUGUGUUCUUGUGCUCCUGUAUAUUCCUCUGUCUAUGAUGCACAUCCCUGGACCAUGCAGGCACUCCAUAACCAAUGAUCACCUGCUCCAGAUAAAUCAUCUUAUCAAUAACCAUUUGAGGAAUGGAUGUUCAAUAUCCUACGUGUUCAUCGAGAAAAGACAUCUGAGCUCAGUGUGUUAUGUGAAGGCAGCUCUGCCGCGUGUGCUGGACUUGCUGAGCGUCCACUUCAGAUACUCCCGAGGCUCCGAGAGCGCUCUGUCAGUCCGCUCUCUACAAAACCUCAUCCAUAACAUCUACUCACAGCGCUGUGUGCCACCUCUUAAUGAACAACUCGAGGAGGACCCAGUGGUGUUUCUGAAGCAGUUCACAGAUUCCCCUAUUCAAGCCUUACAGCGAGCCAAGGAGGUUCUGGAUAUCUACCUACAGCUCAUCACACAAACACACACAAACACAUCUGUGGACUGGAGCUGCGCAAUGGAAUACAGCAACUACACAACUGUUGUCAUUACAGAGCUGCCCAGAACACAUAGAACAGAGGCCACACAAGCGAUGCUGGGACAGAUUGAGCAGGACUCCUCUGAUUUGAGUUUCUAUAAACUGGGCUUCAUCGUGUUAGCAGUGAGUGGGGGAAUCUUCCUGCUUAUCACUGUCUCUUGCCUCAUACACAGAAAGAGAUUUCAUCAGCUUAGAAGACAAGACAUGGAAUUAGACACAUGGUCUGAUGUCAGUCACAUAGGGUUCUGCUCAACAGCUUUUAAUCGAAUGGAUCUGAUAAUCUGAAGAUUUUGUCAACUCCAAACUACACCAUGUUUUCACAAAAGACAAAAAAAAACCCUGAAAGUGUAUUUCUUUACAUAAUCAAAACCACACUUUAAUGGUCAUUGUAUACAUGUAAAUGUUCACAGUUCAUGUUCACAGUACCUUUCACAUGUAUAAACGACAGUACAUUCAAACCAUCUUUCUAAUGUUGUAGAAAUCUUUAUAAUACUUCAUCGUUAAUCGAUGAAUGCUGUUCUAUUAUAAACCUGUUUUCAAAUAAUUAUAUAUUUAUUACUGCUAGACCAUAUUUUUGCAAGAACCUUGCCACAUUUUGCAUAGUGACUUUUUUUUUGUGGUUCUGUAUCUGAAGACUUGUAAAAAAAUAUAUAAAUAAAUAAACCUGCUUUCACUGA
Molecule: messenger RNA, 1386 nt
Organism: Ictalurus punctatus (channel catfish)
Lineage: Eukaryota; Metazoa; Chordata; Actinopteri; Siluriformes; Ictaluridae
Gene: csf1b
Product: colony stimulating factor 1b (macrophage)
Exons: 9
Coding region: 152-994 (280 amino acids)
Cellular component (GO): membrane
Molecular function (GO): growth factor activity; cytokine activity
Source: RefSeq, a predicted model, not a curated record